Molecule: messenger RNA, 1046 nt
Organism: Megalopta genalis
Lineage: Eukaryota; Metazoa; Arthropoda; Insecta; Hymenoptera; Halictidae
Gene: Rrp42
Product: exosome complex component Rrp42
Biological process (GO): nuclear-transcribed mRNA catabolic process, deadenylation-dependent decay; rRNA catabolic process; exonucleolytic trimming to generate mature 3'-end of 5.8S rRNA from tricistronic rRNA transcript (SSU-rRNA, 5.8S rRNA, LSU-rRNA)
Cellular component (GO): nuclear exosome (RNase complex); cytoplasmic exosome (RNase complex)
Molecular function (GO): mRNA 3'-UTR AU-rich region binding
Source: RefSeq, a predicted model, not a curated record
ACUGUCUUACUUAUUUGGUCAAUUUUUACAUUUGAAAUGAAAUAGAAUGGAAGUUUGUUGAAACAGUUUCACUUUUACACUGUUUUAUUAAGAAUCAAUAGGAUUCUACAAUGGCAGAAAUAAUAUUGAGUGCCGGUGAAAAAACUUUUAUUCUUCAUGGUGUAGAUGCAGACUCUAGGAAUGAUGGCAGAAGGCGAUGCGAAUAUCGAACUAUGGAAAUCGAAACUAAAUUAAUGCCACAAACUCAUGGUUCAGCAAGAUUACGUAUUGGAAAUACUGAUAUACUUGUUGGUAUUAAAGUAGAACUUGACACUCCAAAUGCUGAUACACCAGACGAAGGAAAUUUAGAAUUUUUUGUUGAUUGCUCUGCCAAUGCGACUCCGGCAUUUGAAGGAAAAGGUGGCGAUGAUUUAGCAACUGAAAUAAGUAAUACUCUUGCAAUAGCUUAUCAAACACGUAAUGCUUUUGAUUUAAGAACACUAUCUAUUUUACCUGGCAAAAGAUGUUGGAAAGUUUAUGUUGACAUAUUGGUUCUUCAAUGUGGUGGAAAUUUGUUCGAUGCAAUUGGAGCAGCAGUUAAAAGUGCACUAUAUAGUACAGAAAUUCCAAAAAUUAUAGCAGCUACACUUGAUGGUGGUGAACCAGAUAUUCAAUUAUCAGAUGAUGCAUACGAUUGUAUUCAGUUAGAUACAAAUAACUGUCCAGUCAUUGUAACACUCUGCAAAAUCGGAGAGAACUAUGUAGUUGAUCCUACAUUGGAAGAAGAAGUAUGCAGUGCAAGCAGUAUAAUUAUGUCUGUAUUACCUAGUGGUAAAAUUUCAUCAAUAGUUAAAUUGGGUUAUGGUAGCAUUCAGCCCGGUACUUUCAAUAAAAUGUUAAAGCUGGGCCAAAAUAUUGGAUUACAUUUAAAUGAAGGCAUAAUGAAAGCAUUGAAUGAAGAAAGUCAACUUGGUACAAAAAGAGAAAUAUUUGGCUUUCUUAGAUGAAAUAUGUAGUCACCUAUAUUUUGUAUAUAAUAAAUACAUUAUAUUUUAUUCAAUCACAAA